AUUUCUCGUCAACAACAAUAAGUUAACAAAAUGCCUGGCCUAACCAUCGGAGACUCCCUCCCCAACCUCCAAGUUGACACCACUCAUGGCAAGAUCAAUCUGCAUGACUAUGUUGGCGACUCAUUCACCAUCAUCUUCUCUCACCCUGGUGACUUCACGCCUGUUUGCACGACCGAGCUGGGGGCGAUGGCGGCAUACGCUGACAAGUUUGCCCAGAGGGGUGUGAAGCUGUUGGGGUUAUCCUGUGAUGAUGUCCAGUCUCACAAGGAGUGGAUCAAAGAUAUUGAAGCCUAUAACGGAAAGAAGGUGACGUACCCGAUCGCUGCUGAUCCCAACCGGGAGAUCAUCAAGCAGCUCAACAUGGUGGAUCCUGAUGAGAAAGAUGCUUCUGGACAGAACCUCCCCUCUCGUGCUCUGCACAUUGUUGGCCCCGACAAAAAGAUAAAGUUGAGCUUCCUGUAUCCUGCGAGCACGGGAAGGAACAUGGACGAGGUGGUGAGGGCGCUGGACUCCUUGAUCAAGGCUUCCCAGCACAAAAUAGCCACUCCGGUCAACUGGAAGGAGGGUGAACCAGUUGUCAUCGCUCCCAGCGUCUCCAACGAUGAGGCCAGGAAAAUGUUUCCCAAGGGCUUUCAGACAGUUGAUCUCCCAUCCAACAAGGACUAUCUUCGUUUUACUAGUGUUUAGACCUAGCUACCUUCAAUAUAAUAAUAAUAAUAUGAAUAACAAACUUUCUAUGCAUGCAUACGUUUGACUUUAUUACUUAUAUCAACUAAAGUUAUGUCUAAUGGAAAUAUUGCCUCAUAUCUGCUCA
This is a messenger RNA of Helianthus annuus (common sunflower), 814 nucleotides long. Its product is annotated as 1-Cys peroxiredoxin PER1. The record is from RefSeq and is a predicted model, not a curated record. Gene Ontology annotation, molecular function: peroxiredoxin activity. NCBI's taxonomy places the organism in Eukaryota, Viridiplantae, Streptophyta, Magnoliopsida, Asterales, Asteraceae. The coding region runs from base 31 to 687 and encodes 218 amino acids. Gene Ontology annotation, biological process: cellular oxidant detoxification; cell redox homeostasis. Gene Ontology annotation, cellular component: mitochondrion; cytosol. The transcript is spliced from 4 exons.